AUGACAGACAAGUGGAAUGGGAUGGAGAGUCAAAGGAGGAAGGGAUCUUUAUCACCCUUGCUGCUUAUCCUGGGGGCACAUGCUUUCAUGGGGAUCCAGGCAGAUCACCACAAGCAUGAGGUACAAUUCACAGCAGUGGGCACAGGAAACGCCCUCUUGGACCUCACCAUGGUGGACUUUGUAGAUGACAUCCAGGUGUUCUCCUACGACAAACAGAACAGCCAGCUCAUGGCCAAGGAGCCCUGGAUCUCCCAGGUCCUGGGGACCAAGUUCAUGGAGAAGACUCAGCAGAAGUUAGUAGACCACGAGAAGAGCUUCCUCUGGUUUCUGAAGGAAUUGAGACAGAAUGACACCAAGAGUGACAAGAACAUCACAGUGCAGCUUUUUGUAGUUUGUGAACCUCAAAGGGACAAUGACAUAGGCAACCAAAUCAAGAUUGCUGUGGAUGGCGAGGAUUUCUGCUGGCUGGAUGAGAUCGGACAGUGGCUUUUCAUGAUGUCUGAGGCUGAGUCCUUCAAACCUACUCUGAUGAGUACCUUCUGGGCCAAUCGGAAAGCAUACUACAUGCAGGAAUAUUGUUAUGGCAUCAUGAAAAAAAUCCUGCAGCACUCAAGCAGAAGGAAGAAUGUGCCUCCUGAAGUGACCGUGCUCUACCAUGAAGCUGUGGAUGGCAUUACCAUCCUUUCCUGCUCUGCCAUGGGCUUCUACCCCAGCGCCAUUCUCUUGCACUGGCAGAAGGGUAAGGACACAAUUGUGGCAGGGAAGGAGAGUUCCAGCAGCACCCUGCCCAAUGCUGAUGGCACCUUCUACCAAAGAAUCAUCAUUGAGCUCCCUCCGGGGGACACAGGGAACAAUUAUGAUUGUGUGGUGGACCAUAUUGAGCUAGGAGCACCAAAAGCAUUUCCUGUACCUGAAAAGCCCCUUAAGAAGAGGACUUGGACUGUGACACUCAGCAUUCUUGGCGUUGUCAUCCUGGUGCUGAGCUGUGUUGUGUCCUUUAUCUGGUGGAAGAAGACAAACACAGGCUACAGCAUCCACGAGUAUGCCACAAUGGAAGACAUUCAGAUGGAUAUUCAAGAACACUAG
Trichosurus vulpecula (common brushtail) is the source of this 1086-nucleotide messenger RNA. RefSeq names its product zinc-alpha-2-glycoprotein-like. The record is from RefSeq and is a predicted model, not a curated record. Gene Ontology annotation, biological process: immune response. The transcript is spliced from 7 exons. Bases 1 to 1086 code for a protein of 361 amino acids. Lineage: Eukaryota; Metazoa; Chordata; Mammalia; Diprotodontia; Phalangeridae. Gene Ontology annotation, cellular component: external side of plasma membrane.